This is a messenger RNA of Papilio xuthus (Asian swallowtail), 2424 nucleotides long. RefSeq lists its product as uncharacterized. The transcript has 12 exons. Gene Ontology annotation, molecular function: toxic substance binding. Lineage: Eukaryota; Metazoa; Arthropoda; Insecta; Lepidoptera; Papilionidae. Bases 139 to 1725 code for a protein of 528 amino acids. The record is from RefSeq and is a predicted model, not a curated record.
UAUGCUUGUAAACAAGAGAUUCAUGUGGGGGAAAUAAUAUAAGCUCUUUCGUAACGUUUUGUACAUUGCGUUUUGUUAUUAUUUAGCUAUUUCUAGUUGUUUUGCGUUUUUCAUCUGUAGUGUAGAUUUAAGGUGACAAUGGAUACAGCAAAUGUGGGAUAUUCCUACCAUCUUCCAACUGCAGGAUGGAACUACAAAAUACGGAACACUUUGUCUCAAUUCAGUGACUUAUUUAGUGAAUUUAAUAAAUAUAUUGCUCCUGCUUAUCAUCAUGAUCGCUGUGAGAGGUCCGUACCAAUGAGGAUUUAUUCGAUGCACAAAGGGGAAUUUGUAAUGGUUUUUAUAGCAUUUUUUGCUUGCUUCGGCCUAGGUGUCUUCAUAGGACUUGCAGGUCCUUCUCCGACGUCGAUGACGUCAGUAGCAGGCAGCAGUGUGCUGGCUAACGCGAGCGACAUGUUCCGCGGGCCGUACCCUCUGCGCACUCCUGCGCUCGGCACUCGCGCACAGCAACUCUGGCUGUUCGCUGAGAUCCUUACCAACAAUAAUGACGAGGAAAUAUUCGACAAAAGUUUUCAGAUUAGUAUAUCUAUAGAUGGAGUACUGAGUGAUCAUUCCGCAACUAAUUUGCUGCCAGAAUCUGAUGCUACGAAUAGAACACAGCAUCUUAAAUGCAAGAAACAGAUAUGUGAAGAGGUGAUGGUGCUACACCUGGGCGCAUUGGAGUUCACGCAUUACGUUCUCAACAUACGAUUCUAUGGAUUACAGGAAUUCCAUAAGCGCUACUUUAUACGAGAAAUUGUAUUCUACUUUAAAACGUACAAUCCAGCCUUUACACAAAUGGAGACGUGGUUUCGAUUUAUUUUUUUACUGACCACAUUUACAGUAGCGUGUUGGUUUGCACAUUCACUAAGGAAGUACUCCACACAAGACUGGGCGAUAGAACAGAAGUGGCUUUCAAUACUGUUACCUUUGCUUCUUCUUUACAAUGAUCCAUUAUUCCCGUUACGAUUGGUAUCAGCAGGAUGCUUCGCGCCGUUUAUCGAUACGGUUUUCCAAUCGAUGUUCCUCACGUGCGUCCUCCUUUCUUGGCUAGCGUUAUACCAUGGGCUUAGACAAAAUGAAAGAGGUUUCUUGUCAUUUUAUUUGUUCAAAUUAAUAAUAGUUGGUCUCGUAUGGAUGCCUGUCAUGAUCAUCACCGUCUGGCAAAAAUAUUACGCUUUUUAUGAUCCAACUUUUAACUACACUGUGAACACCAAUUACCCGGUUAUAAAGCUCGUAUUCUUCGGUGCCAUCAUUCUUUACUUCUUAUACUUGCUCGUACUUAUCGUCAAAGCGUAUAGUGAUUUACGCAAUAUGCCGUUUUUCGACAUAAGGCUUCGCUGCUUGUCCAUAGUAGUCGCUACUGUGACGACUAUAACAACAUUGCUGGCACUGCAGUCAUGGGGACCCGCCGCGCUCCAGGACCACUGGGCAUCACAGCCCAAAGUCACCUACGAUACGUCCGCCCCUUUCAUGGCCCUCUAUGGCCUAUUUAACUUUAAAAUGUAUCUAUUAGCAUAUCUAUUCUCGCCUGGCAUUGGAUCUAUUCACGAAACGGCCAUAACCAAAGACAAUCCGGCGUUCUCAAUGAUCAACGACUCGGACGAAGAAGUAAUCUAUGGUUCCGAUGAGGAAAGUCGACGGCCGCUCAAUUCGCACCGCAGAGUCAGCCACGAAGAUAUUUAAAGUCCAUAGUUAUUUUCCUUAAAUCUAUGUUUUCUUGUUAUAAAAUUAUACAUUGUAAUUCGUUUCUUUUUGUUUUGUUAUGACCCUUCUAUGCACAAAUAAGUAUGCAUUUAUCCCUAGUUCAUAUAACUUGUGACUACAUCCCCCUUUAUUGUCAUAUUAAUCAGUGCAUCAAUCUAACGAUAAAGGGGGAUGAAAGUUACAGACAAAGUUCCCUUAUUAAGUCGAAGUCUGUCCAACAAUGGUUUUUCGAAGCCAAAAUUUCUGUAUAAAACAUCCACAUCCCUGUUUCUCUUUGACAACAUUUUGGUCUCAAAAACUCACAGUAAGAGAUAACAAGCCUAUCAUCCGUAUUAACAAGAUAGCAGUUUAAAGAGCAAAGUCCACCUCCUUUGAUUUGAAUAUCAAGUGCAUUGGGUAAAACGAUGCCGUAUUCAUUCGCCAUUUUGUAUCCGUGGCCAUCUUGGAAUUAUUUAUUACGGUAUGCAAUGUGGUGUAAUUAAUCGUCAGAAAGUUAUUACAUUUUAAUAGCUUACCAUUAAACAAGGCAUGUGGAAUAAAAUCUUUAAAAAAAUAUAUUAAAACCUAAAGAAAUAAAAAAAUGGCGUAAAGUAAAAUGGCGGCUAUUGUGUCAGUUCGGUGACAAUAGCCGCCAUUUUACGACGAAGGUAACAUUUAUCCUUUUUUAAGGGACACGAA